AUCAGCUCAAGAAACCUCGAGUCUCAGACACCAACUGGCAAACUGCUGCACAAGACAACCAACGUUCCUUCAAAAACUCAAAUCACAAACCAUGUCCAACCGCGGAAACCGAAACAACAGCAACAACCGUAACGCCCGUCAGCUCCCCACUGCUGCGAGCCUGCCUACCGGCUUUAUGCCCUUUGGCGCGACUGGGUUUGGCCAGCCUGUCGGCAACUUUGGUCAACCUGGCGGCUUUGGUGGAUUUAUUCUUGCCAACCUGCCUCAGAGCCUUCCCGCCCAGCCAAAGCAACAAAAGCAGCAGCAACCAGCCCAGCGCAACAACCGCAACUCGAACAACUCUGUCCAGCGCCAGAUCACCCAGGGUCGCCAGCGGAACGCCCGCGCAAACCAGCUGGAUGCUCGCCGCCAAGCCAUGGACCUGUCUGACGCCCAGCCUGCCUUUGCGCAGUUUCCCGGCAUGCAGCAGCCCGUGAUUAUCAUGGCUCCUGGCUUUGGUCAAGUUCCCCAGCAACAGCAGCAGCAGCAGCAGCAGCAGCAAAACCGUCGCCGUUCGGGCACUACCCGCCGCCUCGCCAAGACUGACCAGUCGGUUGCUAUGGCUGUCGACUCUCAAAGCAGCAACCGCCGUGCUCGUCGAGGACGCUCCAACACUGGCAACAGCAACACCGGCAGCACCACCAAGACUGUCGCCAUGAACACUGGCGCUCGCCAACCAGCCAACGCAAAUGGUCGCGCCGGUCGCGGUACCCGAGGCGGUCGUGGCGCGCGCGGCGGCCGCGGUGGACGCGGUGGUCGCAGCAGCAGCUCUUCUGCUGCUGCUUCGGAACCCAUGACCAGCGACUCGCUUGACACUCAGCUGACCAGCUACAUGAUGCGUGACCCCUCCACUGCUGCCAGCAUGCUCGACAGCCAGCUUGACGACUAUCUUGCUCUCCGAUCCAACUAAGCGUGUUGUUUGGGUUUUAAAAUUGAAUUUUGCCUUGUUGUUGGUUCUACUUUCGGCGUGAUUGGAGAGCUUGUUUUGCAUCUCAUUUUCGCCCGUUGUCAGUAAUUGCUGUUUUUGUUUCUUUCCCUCCCCCCCCUUCUCGAUUGUAUCAAAUCACAACGUCCCCCGUUUUUGCAUCA
Molecule: messenger RNA, 1128 nt
Organism: Capsaspora owczarzaki ATCC 30864
Lineage: Eukaryota; Filasterea; Ministeriida; Capsasporidae
Exons: 3
Coding region: 92-949 (285 amino acids)
Source: RefSeq, a predicted model, not a curated record